Leptosomus discolor (cuckoo roller) is the source of this 446-nucleotide messenger RNA. Lineage: Eukaryota; Metazoa; Chordata; Aves; Leptosomiformes; Leptosomidae. The record is from RefSeq and is a predicted model, not a curated record.
CUGGAUCCCAAGGUGUAGCUGGUCAGAUAACACCAAUUACUCUGGACUGGAGGACAGCAAAGGGGUGGGUGGGGGGUUGCUGUGACAAUAAUUUCCAGUUCUGGUCUGAAAAGCUGGGUGUGGGUAUGGCCAUGAGAAAAAUGGGAAGCAUGGCCAAACCCGAUGUUUACAUUAUUAAGGAUGGGGACACAAUCACCGUAAAAACAGAAAGCACCUUCAAAACUUCACAGUUCAGCUUCAAGCUUGGCGAGAAAUUUGAGGAAAAUACAUUAGAUGGCAGGAAAACUCAGACCCUUGUCAGCUUAAAAGAUGAUGGGUCAUUGAUUCAGGAGCAGGAGUGGGAUGGCAAGAAGACCAUAAUAACACGGAAACUAGUGGAUGGACAAUUGGUGGUGGAAUGUGACAUGAAUGGUGUCAAGUGUACUAGAGUCUACCAGAAAGCAUGA